Molecule: messenger RNA, 899 nt
Organism: Vigna umbellata (rice bean)
Lineage: Eukaryota; Viridiplantae; Streptophyta; Magnoliopsida; Fabales; Fabaceae
Source: RefSeq, a predicted model, not a curated record
UUCUUGUUCCAUCAUUUUUUUUAAUCAUGCCUAUUAAUGCGAUUAACUUGCUUGUGCAGAGUGGCCCUGAUCUUACAACAGAAGAGACAUGGGGUGUAAACUACAGGGCUUUGGGUGAUUUAUUUCAUAUAUCAAAGGAAAGGUCUGAUUCCAUAAAAUAUGAAGUUUUCGUUCAGAUGAUUGAAAUAUAUAAUGAACAAGUGAGAGAUUUGCUAGUCAGUGAUGGCUCUAACAGAAGAUUAGACAUACGAAACAAUUCUCAAAUGAAUGGCAUCAAUGUGCCUGAUGCAUUUUUGGUUCCGGUUACCUGUACUCGAGAUGUUCUAGACUUGAUGAGAAUUGGUCAGAAGAACCGAGCCGUGGGUGCUACAGCUCUAAAUGAGAGAAGCAGUCGUUCCCAUAGUGUUUUGACUGUUCAUGUUAGAGGAAGGGAGUUAGUUUCCAACUCCAUUCUAAGAGGUUGUCUCCAUCUUGUGGAUUUGGCUGGAAGUGAGAGGGUUGACAAAUCUGAGGCAGUGGGUGAGAGACUAAAGGAAGCGCAACAUAUAAAUAGAUCACUUUCUGCACUUGGGGAUGUUAUCUCUGCCUUGGCACAGAAGAGUCCACAUAUCCCUUAUAGAAAUAGCAAGCUCACACAAGUGUUACAAGAUUCUUUAGGAGGGCAUGCAAAAACUUUGAUGUUUGUUCAUAUAAAUCCUGAACUUAAUGCUUUUGGGGAGACAAUUAGCACACUCAAAUUUGCUGAGAGGGUUUCAUCCAUUGAACUUGGGGCUGCUCAAUCUAACAAAGAAACUGGUGAAAUCCGAGAACUAAAGGAAGAGGUUUGCAUUUUAGUCACAAGUAGUGCAAUUUGNACAUUCAAAGUGUGCAUGAUGCAUGCAAAAGCAGUGUAUUAUUAG